AGGACCAGGCGGUGGUCUUUGGAGGUCGGAGAAGCUCCCUCAUCUUGGGUAUAGAGUCCAUUGUAAACAUGGCUGCCGCUGUGCAUCGGAUUCUGUCCUUCAGUAGAAAUGCUAAGGCCAUUGUAUCGCCUUUGAAGACCUCGGCGGUUUCUCUACAGCGCUACAGUUUACAAGCGUCGACCACUGGAGAGCAAAUUACCCACACCGGACAAGUGUAUGAUGAAAAUGAUCCCAGGCGGGCCAGGUUCGUGGGCCGACAGAAAGAGGUGAACAAGAACUUUGCCAUCAAGCUGGUGGCUGAAGAGCCAGUCAGUGGCAUAGAGGCCAGAGUGGUGUCAUGUGAUGGGGGUGGAGGAGCACUGGGCCACCCAAAAGUCUACAUCAACCUGGAUAAAGAAACUAAAGUGGGCACAUGUGGCUACUGUGGACUGCAGUUCAAACAGACCCAUCAUCAUUGAGACGCAUUCUCAGUCCUCUCUCUCUGUAGUCUGUCAUUCUGGUUAAUAAAUUAUAUCUACUUUUCUCCUCA
This is a messenger RNA of Salvelinus fontinalis (brook trout), 529 nucleotides long. Its product is annotated as NADH dehydrogenase [ubiquinone] iron-sulfur protein 6, mitochondrial-like. Lineage: Eukaryota; Metazoa; Chordata; Actinopteri; Salmoniformes; Salmonidae. The record is from RefSeq and is a predicted model, not a curated record. The transcript is spliced from 4 exons. The coding region runs from base 69 to 458 and encodes 129 amino acids. Gene Ontology annotation, biological process: mitochondrial electron transport, NADH to ubiquinone.